Molecule: messenger RNA, 2898 nt
Organism: Seriola dumerili (greater amberjack)
Lineage: Eukaryota; Metazoa; Chordata; Actinopteri; Carangiformes; Carangidae
Gene: tut1
Product: terminal uridylyl transferase 1, U6 snRNA-specific
Exons: 10
Coding region: 126-2531 (801 amino acids)
Cellular component (GO): mitochondrion
Molecular function (GO): poly(A) RNA polymerase activity; RNA binding
Source: RefSeq, a predicted model, not a curated record
ACGAAGAAUCGACGCUGGAGGGAGAUUUGAGAGGCGCAUGGACGAUGUUCGGCCUUAAACUUCGCUGAGGACUUUGCUGGUCGAUUUAUUUCCUGUGUUGUCGUUAUAUUUUAUUUCUCUCCAUCAUGGAAACAGACAGUGACAUAAAAACGACGCCGAGGGGGUUUCACUGCACCCUGUGCAAUGUCGGUUUACCCAACAUGCCAAGUCUGGAGCAGCAUGUCAAAGGGCGGAAACACAAGACUUUGAGCACCGUGCGGGCUACCAGGAAGACCCAGGAGGAGCAUAGUGUGUUUGUUAGUGGCAUCAAACCUGUCAUCUCUCAGACUGACAUAACGGAGUACUUCCAGAAGUUUGGGCCAGUCUCAGAUGUUAUCAUGGAUAAAGACAAGGGUGUGUACGCCAUCGUGCAGUUCAGUGAGACUGAGAGUAUACAGGCGACGCUGUCCUGUGUUGAGCAUCAGAUGAAGGGACUGAAGCUGCGUGUCAAACCCCGGGAAAAGAAGGACUUCAAAUUGAUUCCCAAGAAGAAGAGUGACUUCCAGAACCUCCAACAAGCUCUUGACCGUCUCAAACCUGAGCUGUGUGAGCUGACAUCUGUGGAGGCACAGAUGCAGCACAUUGUUGAGCGUUUCCAGCUGGGAGAAAACGAAAAGAAUUCACGAGGCUUGCUGGUUCAACUCCUGCAAGAGGUUUUCAUAGAGUUUUUUCCAGACAGCCAGAUUCUGCCGUUUGGUUCAUCUGUCAACACUUUUGGCAUCCACUCCUGUGACUUAGACCUCUUCCUGGACCUGGACAAUACCAAGGUGUUCCAGGCCCGUGCCAAGUCCACCACAGAACAGGCAGGAGAGGGCAUGUCGGAUGAUGGCCGCUCUGAGGACUCCAUCCUGUCUGAUAUUGACCUGUCCACAGCCUCGCCGGCAGAGAUCCUGGACCUUGUGGCAGCGAUCCUGAAGCGCUGUGUCCCCAAGGUGCACAAAGUCCACGUAGUCAGCAGCGCUCGUCUCCCAGUGGUCAAGUUCCAUCACCGUGAGCUUAACCUGCAGGGGGACAUCACCAUUAACAACAGACUAGCAGUCAGGAACACCCGCUUCCUCCAGCUGUGUUCAGGGAUGGAGGACAGGCUGAGACCUUUGGUGUACACCAUCCGCUACUGGGCUAAGCAGAAACAACUGGCUGGUAAUCCCAGUGGUGCCGGUUCCCUUCUCAACAACUACGCUCUGACAUUGCUGAUCAUCUUCUACCUGCAAAACUGUGAGCCUCCUGUCCUCCUCCCGGUGGACCAACUCAAAGACAUGGCCUGUGAGGAGGAAGAGUGUGUGAUUGAGGGCUGGGACUGCACCUUCCCCAGUCAGCCCAUUGCUGUGCCCCCCAGCAAGAACACACAGGACCUCUGCACCCUGCUAUCUGGCUUCUUCUCCUUCUAUGCUAACUUUGAUUUCGCCAGUAGUGUCAUAUCUGUCCGGGAGGGACGUGCACUCCCAAUCACUGAUUUCCUCAGCAAGAAUAAAGAGGAGGAAGCCAUGCAAGAGGAACAACCCACCAUGACCCCCCACCACAGUCCCAAACUGGGCCCCCUGAAUCUCUUGGACCCCUUUGAACUCUCACACAAUGUAGCUGGAAACCUGAAUGAACGCUCACACCGCUGCUUCCAAAGGGAGUGCCAGGAGGCUGAGAAGUAUUGCCGCAGCCUACAGUACCAGCGCAAAUCCACCAAGGGGAAGUCAUGGGGGCUGGUGCGCUUAUUCACCCCCCAUGGAGAUGUCCCACAUACCAAAACAGAGCAACUGACCAUCAGCAUCCCCUUCAAAUCAGCAUCGCUCCCUCAGGGGCUGCGUAAUCAGCUGCACAUGGCGGGAGAUGGUUUCCGGCUGGUGUGGUUUCAGAAGGUUUGUGCCGCUGUAGAGGGAGUGCUCAAAAGUGUUCUCCGUUGUCGCCUCACUCCCUCCACAGAUGCCGUCUUUGGUGAGGGUUCAGCUGUCCAUACUGCAAAGGAAAUGGAAACUAGCUCAGCUUCCCUCAACACAUCACUGAAUGACAGCUGUGACAGUGUUGAAUCCCAAAAUGAAGCCAGCUCUCUGGGUACUGCCGCGGUUGGUGCCAAGAGGCGGCUGUCUUCUGGCAGUGAUGCUUCUGUGUCUCCUCAAGGCAAAAAGCAAAGACUGGCGAGAAGGGGGAAGUCUGAUUUCCCUCAGUGGAUCUGUGUGCAAAAGCACAUAGUGUGGGCUGGCAGGAGGAAAGUGAGAAGGGAGCUGAUCAAAGAUGCGGACUCGAGGCCAGAGGGCAGCUGUAUGGAGAUGGAGUCCCAGGUCACAGCUCACAUCAUUGAGAAAGAGCCAGAGCUCAAGGAGCCCCUGGAGUUCAAGGUUCAGCCCCAGAUGGUGGGUGGGACUGAAAGCACAAGGGCAGUGCUCAAGUUGGAGCCAACCAGUGACAAGACGGGAGUUUUUCAGGACUUUUUUCAUUUCCUGGAAGCCUUCUUACCUAAGAUGGUAGAGACACUGCUAGAGAGAGAAAUAGGAAGCUCUUAAAACGGGGCCCAUUUCCCAUAUGUUGCAGUUAAAUCUAAGAAUUUGGGGUUUUCUUUGUUUUCAGUAAAAGAUGCGAUUAUACUGCCACUUGAAUGAACCUUUGAGAGUUGGACAUGAAAGAGCAUUACUUUCAUGACUUUAUAUAUACCAGCCACCCAUUAUAAUACUGUGUAUAUGGACUUUUUGUUUGUAAUGUUUUCAUGUAUACUGUAUAUUUUAUACUUGUGACUUUGUUUCCGAAGCUUACAUUUAUGUUUGACAUGUGGCUUGGUUUUUAGUACUUUUCUGUUUAAAACUAGUGCUCUUAAAUCAUGAAGCUGUGAAGGGAAACUUCAGUGGCAUGGCGUCUGUUGUCUUCAAAUGAAAU